Homo sapiens (human) is the source of this 1556-nucleotide messenger RNA. RefSeq names its product creatine kinase, M-type (gene CKM). Lineage: Eukaryota; Metazoa; Chordata; Mammalia; Primates; Hominidae. Gene Ontology annotation, molecular function: kinase activity; catalytic activity; transferase activity, transferring phosphorus-containing groups. Gene Ontology annotation, biological process: phosphocreatine biosynthetic process. Gene Ontology annotation, cellular component: extracellular region; cytoplasm. The transcript is spliced from 8 exons. The record is from RefSeq and is marked reviewed. The coding region runs from base 74 to 1219 and encodes 381 amino acids.
GGGUCAGUGUCACCUCCAGGAUACAGACAGCCCCCCUUCAGCCCAGCCCAGCCAGGUCUCCUACACCGCCACCAUGCCAUUCGGUAACACCCACAACAAGUUCAAGCUGAAUUACAAGCCUGAGGAGGAGUACCCCGACCUCAGCAAACAUAACAACCACAUGGCCAAGGUACUGACCCUUGAACUCUACAAGAAGCUGCGGGACAAGGAGACUCCAUCUGGCUUCACUGUAGACGAUGUCAUCCAGACAGGAGUGGACAACCCAGGUCACCCCUUCAUCAUGACCGUGGGCUGCGUGGCUGGUGAUGAGGAGUCCUACGAAGUUUUCAAGGAACUCUUUGACCCCAUCAUCUCGGAUCGCCACGGGGGCUACAAACCCACUGACAAGCACAAGACUGACCUCAACCAUGAAAACCUCAAGGGUGGAGACGACCUGGACCCUAACUACGUGCUCAGCAGCCGCGUCCGCACUGGCCGCAGCAUCAAGGGCUACACGUUGCCCCCACACUGCUCCCGUGGCGAGCGCCGGGCGGUGGAGAAGCUCUCUGUGGAAGCUCUCAACAGCCUGACGGGCGAGUUCAAAGGGAAGUACUACCCUCUGAAGAGCAUGACGGAGAAGGAGCAGCAGCAGCUCAUCGAUGACCACUUCCUGUUCGACAAGCCCGUGUCCCCGCUGCUGCUGGCCUCAGGCAUGGCCCGCGACUGGCCCGACGCCCGUGGCAUCUGGCACAAUGACAACAAGAGCUUCCUGGUGUGGGUGAACGAGGAGGAUCACCUCCGGGUCAUCUCCAUGGAGAAGGGGGGCAACAUGAAGGAGGUUUUCCGCCGCUUCUGCGUAGGGCUGCAGAAGAUUGAGGAGAUCUUUAAGAAAGCUGGCCACCCCUUCAUGUGGAACCAGCACCUGGGCUACGUGCUCACCUGCCCAUCCAACCUGGGCACUGGGCUGCGUGGAGGCGUGCAUGUGAAGCUGGCGCACCUGAGCAAGCACCCCAAGUUCGAGGAGAUCCUCACCCGCCUGCGUCUGCAGAAGAGGGGUACAGGUGGCGUGGACACAGCUGCCGUGGGCUCAGUAUUUGACGUGUCCAACGCUGAUCGGCUGGGCUCGUCCGAAGUAGAACAGGUGCAGCUGGUGGUGGAUGGUGUGAAGCUCAUGGUGGAAAUGGAGAAGAAGUUGGAGAAAGGCCAGUCCAUUGACGACAUGAUCCCCGCCCAGAAGUAGGCGCCUGCCCACCUGCCACCGACUGCUGGAACCCAGCCAGUGGGAGGGCCUGGCCCACCAGAGUCCUGCUCCCUCACUCCUCGCCCCGCCCCCUGUCCCAGAGUCCCACCUGGGGGCUCUCUCCACCCUUCUCAGAGUUCCAGUUUCAACCAGAGUUCCAACCAAUGGGCUCCAUCCUCUGGAUUCUGGCCAAUGAAAUAUCUCCCUGGCAGGGUCCUCUUCUUUUCCCAGAGCUCCACCCCAACCAGGAGCUCUAGUUAAUGGAGAGCUCCCAGCACACUCGGAGCUUGUGCUUUGUCUCCACGCAAAGCGAUAAAUAAAAGCAUUGGUGGCCUUA